GGUGAAACGUCAGGAGAGAAUACUUCUGGAACACGGCCAGACAGCCCGGAACAACACACAACCCCGCAGGAGUGUUCACCCUGCCCGAUUUUGGGAAAUGGCAUUGAUAACCUUUUGGGGAAACCCCUUUACAUACAUAAACAAGCAAACACGGAAUAGGCUAUAGAAGAGUUUGCCUAUGAAGAAAGAAGACUAUUAUUGAACACUUCCGCUUUGCCUCUCUUGAUGAGUACCCAAGGCCUUCUUGCUUUUUCACGGAUGACGUUCUGAUCUCUCCUCUGCCCUGCCAAAACAGGUAAAAGUGAUGUGAAGUGAAUGCCAAAAGCCUCCAGAGUUGAGCAAGCUCAAUCUUUCCUGGCUAUUUAUUUAGUGGGAGAUGUCUCCUUCUGUUCACCUGGCAUUCCACACAGGACCGCUUGCUCUGUUGCAUUCCAGAACGGAGGCCAUAGAAUGAUAAAAGAGUUAGGUAUACGUGAAGUGAAGAACUCAUGACCUCCAGGAACAAAUUCGUGGUUCAAAGUGUGCAUCAUCCAAAGCCCAGAGAAGGGAUCGUCACCCAGUGUAAAUAAAGUGACCUCCUCUCUCUCUCAUCUUAAUUUCUAGAGGCUGGUGUUUCAGCUGGAAACCAACUGAGACACCGUCAGUGUAUUGUUCGCACUUGGUCACAAAGCUGGAAGAUUUAAGGACUACAAUGGAAGAGAAUGUGUUCAGUGUACAACAGAUUCAGCCCAAUGUCAUCUCAGUAAAACUUUUCAAGCGGAAGGUUGGAGGUCUUGGGUUCCUGGUGAAGGAACGCAUUAACAAGCCACCAGUGAUCAUCUCUGACUUAAUCCGAGGAGGAGCAGCCGAACAAAGCGGUCUAAUUCAAACUGGAGACAUUAUCCUAGCAGUCAAUGGGAGGCCCCUGGUGGAUAUGAACUAUGACACUGCUCUGGAGGUCCUGAGGAGCAUUGCUUCGGAGACCUAUGUUGUCCUUAUCUUAAGAGGCCCCGAGGGUUUCACCACCCACCUGGAGACAACCUUCACCGGUGACGGGACACCCAAAACUGUCCGUGUGACCAGGCCCCUGUGUGUGACUCCAACCGUGGUCAGCCUUCCAUCAGAUCCAAGCCUCCACGUCAAAGGCAAACAGGAAAGUACCGACCACACAAUGGGAGGCUCCGUCAGUUCUCGGUGCAUCCGAGAGAAUGGACCAGGAGAUGAGACCUCAGUGCACGUCAACGGGAUGGUUGCCAACACUGAUCCUGGAGACGCUCUCAAAGGAACCGGGAAGGUUUCUGAUCUCUGUGUUAAUGGCAGUGUCGAAAACAGUGAAUUGCUAAAAGAGAUCGAGCCAGUCAUGGACCUUCUGAAGAGCAACAACGAGGAAGUCAAUGGAGAUCUGCAACACAAGAUGGAAACAAAAGAUGUCGAAGUCCAGGUGGACAGCUCCCAGGAAGCAGACCCAAAGUCACCAAAGGCAUUGCCAGCUGGAAUGGAGAACGAGCGGGUUUUCAGUGACCUGUGGGAGAAGAGUGACACCCCCGCUGAAGGGAACUACACUUCUUCCGAGACGGACAAGGUGCCACCCUCGGGUCGGCAGUCGCCAACCAAGCCUUUGUUGAACGGAAGCCCUUCCAAGUGCCCACGCUUUGCCAAAGUGAGGAACUGGGAGAGUGGCUCUGUGCUCAGCGACACUUUGCACCUGAAGAGUACCAUGGUGACUCCUUGCAGUGAGCAGGUCUGCAUGGGCUCUAUUAUGAUUCCUUCCCAGCACGUCCGAAGGCCAGAAGAAGUCAGGACUAAAGAUCAGCUACUUCCGCUGGCUAAAGAAUUCAUUGAUCAGUACUAUUCAUCCAUCAAGAGGUUUGGCUCCAAGGCCCACACAGAGAGACUGGAGGAAGUCACCAAGGAGAUCGAAGCUACCGACACUUACCAACUGCGAGAUACAGAGCUGAUCUAUGGAGCCAAGCACGCCUGGCGCAAUGCUUCCCGCUGUGUGGGCAGGAUUCAGUGGUCCAAGCUCCAGGUGUUUGAUGCCCGCGACUGCACCACUGCUCACGGGAUGUUCAAUUACAUUUGUAACCACAUAAAAUAUGCCACUAACAAAGGGAAUCUCAGGUCUGCCAUCACCAUAUUCCCUCAGAGGACAGAUGGCAAGCAUGACUUCCGAGUCUGGAAUUCCCAACUCAUCCGCUACGCUGGUUACAAGCAACUGGAUGGCUCCAUCCUGGGAGACCCAGCUAAUGUGGAGCUGACUGAGAUCUGCAUACAGCAAGGGUGGAAAGCACCCAGAGGCCGCUUCGAUGUCCUACCACUCCUUCUCCAGGCCAAUGGCCAAGAUCCAGAACUUUUCGAAAUCCCACCUGAGCUCGUGCUGGAAGUACCAAUAAGGCACCCCAAGUUUCCCUGGUUUAAAGACCUGGGGCUGCAGUGGUAUGGCUUGCCAGCUGUUUCCAACAUGCUGCUCGAAAUUGGAGGCUUGGAGUUCUCCGCCUGCCCCUUCAGCGGUUGGUACAUGGGCACCGAGAUCGGCGUCCGUGAUUACUGCGACAACUCUCGCUACAAUAUCCUAGAGGAAGUUGCCAAAAAGAUGGACUUGGAUAUGAGGAAGACCUCAUCGCUCUGGAAGGACCAGGCCCUGGUGGAGAUCAACAUUGCCGUCCUAUACAGCUUCCAGAAUGACAAAGUGACCAUUGUGGACCAUCACUCAGCUACUGAGUCCUUCAUCAAACACAUGGAGAAUGAAUAUCGCUGCCGGGGAGGCUGCCCUGCCGAUUGGGUGUGGAUCGUUCCCCCGAUGUCUGGAAGCAUCACUCCGGUCUUUCACCAGGAAAUGCUCAACUACAGGCUCACACCUUCCUUUGAGUACCAGCCUGACCCUUGGAACACCCAUAUCUGGAAAGGUCUCAAUGGCACCCCCACCAAGAAGAGAGCGAUUGGCUUUAAAAAGUUAGCCAAAGCAGUCAAGUUCUCGGCCAAGUUGAUGGGGCAGGCCAUGGCCAAGAGAGUCAAGGCCACAAUCCUGUAUGCCACAGAAACAGGGAAGUCCCAGGUCUAUGCAAAAACCCUGUGCGAAAUCUUCAAGCAUGCCUUUGACGCCAAGGUGAUGUCAAUGGAUGAGUAUGACAUUGUCCACCUAGAACAUGAAACCCUGGUGCUUGUGGUCACAAGCACCUUUGGCAACGGAGACCCUCCUGAGAAUGGCGAGAAAUUUGGCUGUGCUCUAAUGGAAAUGAAGAAUCCCAACUCCAACCUAGAAGAGAGCAGGAGCUACAAAGUCCGUUUCAACAGCGUCUCCUCGUAUUCAGAUGCUCGGAAGUCCUCAACGGAUGGGCCGGAAGACAGGGAUAACUUUGAGAGUACUGGCCCUUUGGCCAAUGUCAGAUUCUCCGUCUUUGGCCUGGGCUCACGGGCCUACCCCCACUUCUGCGCCUUUGCCCGUGCUGUGGACACCCUCCUAGAAGAGCUGGGUGGGGAGCGUAUCCUGAGGAUGGGUGAGGGAGAUGAGCUCUGUGGGCAGGAGGAAUCCUUCCGGACAUGGGCCAAGAAGGUCUUCAAGGCAGCGUGUGAUGUCUUCUGCGUGGGCGAUGAUGUCAACAUUGAGAUGGCCAACAACUCUCUCAUCAGCAACGACCGGAGCUGGAAGAGGAGCAAGUUCCGCCUGACCUACGUAGCUGAGGCUCCUGAAUUGACCCAAGGUCUGUACAGCAUUCAUAAAAAGCGAGUCUUUGCAGCCCGGCUUCUGAAUCGGCAGAACCUACAAAGCCCAAAAUCCAGCCGCUCCACCAUCUUCCUGCGGCUCCACACCAACGGGCACCAGGAGCUGCACUAUGAGCCCGGAGACCACUUGGGUGUCUUCCCAGGGAACCACGAAGACCUGGUCAAUGCCUUGAUCGAACGGCUGGAAGAUGCACCGCCAACCAAUCAGCUGGUGAAGGUGGAACUGUUGGAGGAAAGGAGCACAGCUUUAGGUGUCAUCAGCAACUGGACAGAUGAGAACCGCAUCCCACCCUGUACCAUCUUCCAGGCAUUCAAAUAUUACCUGGAUAUCACCACCCCUCCCACACCAAUCCUGUUGCAACAGUUUGCCUUACUGGCCACCAAUGAAAAGGAGAAGAAGCGCCUCCAAGUUCUUAGCAAGGGUCUGCAGGAGUAUGAAGAGUGGAAAUGGUCCAAGAACCCCACCAUGGUUGAAGUGCUGGAAGAGUUCCCUUCUGUGCAGAUGCCCUCCACCCUCCUGUUGACUCAGCUCCCAUUGCUCCAACCUCGCUAUUACUCCAUCAGCUCCUCCCCAGACAUGUAUCCUGAUGAGGUUCACCUCACCGUGGCCGUGGUCUCCUAUUGCACCAGAGAUGGGGAAGGGCCAAUACACCAUGGAGUUUGUUCUUCAUGGUUCAACCGGAUCCAGGAAGAUGAAAUAGUGCCAUGUUUUGUCAGAGGAGCUCCUGGAUUCCACAUGCCACAAGAUCCACAGGUCCCUUGCAUCCUGAUUGGUCCUGGGACAGGGAUUGCCCCUUUCCGGAGCUUUUGGCAGCAGAGACUCUUUGAUAUCAAAAACAAAGGACUGAAACCUUGUCCCAUGACGCUGGUCUUUGGUUGCCGCCAGUCCAAGAUUGACCACAUUUACAAAGAGGACACCUUGCUGGCCAAAAGCAACAAUGUCUUCAAGGAGCUCUUCACGGCCUACUCCCGGGAGCCAGACAAACCAAAGAAAUACGUGCAGGACAUCUUGCAGGAGCAGCUGGCAGGAUCUGUUUACAAGGCAUUGAAGGAACAAGGCGGCCACAUCUAUGUCUGCGGUGACGUCACCAUGGCCGGAGAUGUUCUCAAGACCAUCCAGAACAUUGUGAGGCAGCAAGGCAAGCUGGCAGCCGAAGAGGCCAGCACUUUCAUCAGCAAGCUAAGGGAUGACAACCGAUACCAUGAGGAUAUAUUUGGAGUCACUUUGCGCACGUACGAAGUGACUAACCGCCUCCGAUCCGAGUCGAUUGCGCACAUUGAGGAGAGCAAGAAAGACACGGAUGGGGACUCCACGGCCCACGGCAAAAGCUCUUCUGUGUCUCGUCCUGUUGUUGUGUCCUGACGGAUAUGUGUUGGCCGGUGCGCAGACGGUGACCGAGGAGAUGGCAACGAAGCCAAGGUUUCCGUUCCCCUCGCACACCUCUCCUUGCAUCCUGUGGCCCUUUCUUUUCUCUUUGUGUGCCCUUCUUCUCUGGAGUUCCCCCGCUAAAGCGUGAUGGCUUUUCUCAACCUGCAGUGGCUCUUAUACACACAACACAGACAACUUUGUUCUGUCUCUUGUUAACGACAAGGACUUGGGGGGGUUGUUUUUUGGAGGCUGCAUGAAAUGACUUCUUAGCAAUCAUCAUUUGUAUCUUUCAGUGUUCUGCGGGGGUGUGCGUGUAUGUGUGUGUGCAGGAUCAGAGGGUCACGAAUAGCAGCAGAGAAAUGUGGGGUUGUCAACAUCGUGGGGCCAUCAUCCCACCCCACUAGCCUUGGUUGUCUCCACUCUGGCAGGAGGAAGGUGGGGAGGCAGGGAUUGACCGCAGCCUUGCAAUCCUCUCUCUGUAAUCUGGGACUGGUUGCUCUUGGACGGGUCACAGUGUCACCUUCAUCCGCAUGCUACGUUCUGUUUGCACUGUGUUAAUGUGACUGCCUUGCCCCCUUCCCCUUUGCCUGUGCCAGCUGAGUUCUCAACUCGCUGCAGUGUGUUUGUGCACAGUGAAUUCAAUGGCUGGGGCGAGGCGGGGUCAGAUCAGGGUGGGCAACUCUGACUGCUGCCCUCAUCUCAGAUUUUCCAGGCUAUAAGCCACAUAGUCUUUUGCCAUUGCCUGUGCUAGCUCGGGCUGACUGAAGUGGCCACCUUCACUUCCCAAAGCAGCUGGAAGGCUAUGGUUGCUCACCCCGCUUUCCGCUAUCCUGUGUGUUAUUUGACUUGCUUCAAAGUGCAGUAAGCCAGCUCAGCUGCAUAUAGUCCCUCGCUCCACCUGUUUGUACAUUUAUGAUCCCACUGCUUGAACUCUGAUUUUAAAUUUGCAAAGGUAGACGGGCUUUAACCAGCAGGCUACCAAGGAGCAACUGUCGGCCAUGCCCUGCCUUCUAGAGUCAUGGUACGUAGGAGGAGAUCAUUCUAGGGCUUCUGCUCUCUUACCGUCAUGGGAUGGGCAUAGUACCUUUUUCCACAGCAAGACAAAAAUCAUUGUGCCAAAGAACCAUCGCACCCAAGACAGAUUGUUGUCUGAGAUAAAGAGGCCUCAUUCUUCCCCAGUCAAGAUGCAUAGUACCCAGACUAGGUUGAGUUAGACUUCAGGCAACAGUAAAAGUGUGGCCGUAAAUAAUAAUUAAAAAAAACACAAUUGAGUGCCUUUGCAUGACACCCCAGACCAACUCCCUCCAGCAGCCACCUCAUUCUUGUGUAAAGAUGAAACUAUCCCUCCGGCCAUGAAGCCACAUAGACAAGGGGGAGAGGCAAUGCUGACCCUCUGGAAACUAUUGGAGGGCAGCCCCCACCAGCAAGCGGUGAGGAAAGAUGAUGGGAGUCACUGGGCAACAGCAUUUGAAGAGCCAGCAAUUUCCAUCCUACACCUACAAAGUUUCUGUCUCACCAUGACAGACAUAGUUUCUGGAAGAGGGAAGGCAUUGCUAGGCCUGGUUCCAUAACAAUUCGGCCCCACAUCUGUUUCCACGAACCUAAGGAUCUCCUGAUGCCAGCUGAAGGUCCUGUUUCUAGUGCUGCUGAGGUGGUUUUCCUAAAACCACUUCUUUGGAAGGAAUGGUCUUCUUGCCUGCAGCCAGAAAGUAGGGUUUUCUUCAUUCUCCUUUUGGCCCAGACUUUCCGGGCAGAGAUUUAUCACCAUGUAUGCGCACCCAUAUAUGCCGUUCACUUUUUUUCUUAGCCACACACUUGCUUACUUACUUGAUGGUUGUCCUUGCUCACCUCAAGUAGGAGAAAAUGAGAUCGAUAUCACAAUGAUUUGUCAAAAUCCAAGGCAUCCGCAUCUUCCCCAGAACAGAACAUGAUAGAUCUUCCUUCUAAGUGAAACUCUGAGCUACCAUUUCAGCAAAUAACUGAAAGCUCAUGGUGGCAAAUCCAUUCAUAUGUCCAUAAUAAAAGACUUUUGAGUCCAGACCUGCUGCUCAGUUUUCCUUUUGAAGAGUUUGGCAUCAAUAACAGCAAAAACGUGUACUUUUCAGUUUAGGUAUUAGAUGAAUGGCAAGCUCUGGCAGGGUUUAGUGGCUGCCCUUUGAUUCAGGCAGUCAUCCUAUAGAAGGUUUGUUAUUGAAACCCUUUAGCAUAACCUAGGCCUGGUGAGAUCAGAAUACAUCACAUUCCAACUCAGUUCAAAUUCUACACAUUCCCAAAGUCCUGACUGUAUCUUGCUGGGAUGAUCAAAGAAUACAUGCAGCCCAUUGCCUGGCCAAAAAGCAAAGUGCCACGCAAGCUUUGCAUCACUUAUGAUGCCAGGUUCACCAUCAGAGUUCUCCCAAAUAUUUAGAAGACUUUGCCCUUGUUUGAAGCUGUGAUGUGGGCAAGUACAACUGGAUCUCCGGACUGCAUGUCUGUUUAUUGUGAGUUUACACAAGAUGCAUGUGUGUGUUUGUUUCCCUUAUCUAUAUCGUGUGGAAUGCUGGGGGCUGAAAAAGGAGCUGCACAUGCUCAAGAAAAAAAAAUGACAACAGGCAAGUGAGGCCCAGAUGUCAACUUCUUUAAUAGAUGGCUCAGUUGUUUGUCACUAAUACUUGGAGACAUGUCAUGGCACAUUCAGCAGUGGAAUGCUCAAAGAUGAUGACAUUUGGUGUCCAUUUAACUUUUGAAUGAAUUCCCCCACCUGACUAUUUAUUGCAUUACAGUUGAUCCUCAUAGAUGUUGCCUGUUGCAUUUUUCAGUGUAGUCAGCCACAUUGAUGCCAAUCCAGGGUUGCGAAUCAUGCAGCUCCCUGCAGCCAUAGCCAGCCCAGACAAUGGCAAGAGGUGUUGGGAUGUGUAGUCCAACAAUACCUGGAGGGCUGCAUGAUUCCCAGCCUUGCCUCCUCCCUUUUCAGUCAAAGUCCUCUGGUGUAGCUAUUGCUCUUGUUUCCCCACAUGCUUGCUUUCUAUCAAAGAGGCAUUUCUCUCCCCACUGCAGAAAACGAACCAAAGAGGCAUCUUUGUUCAAUGAGCCCAGGCUCACGUUUUGUCAGUGGUUGCAGCUGCAAUGCUGAACUGUGCAGAUAGCGAUAUGGUGGUACCUACUGGUCGAAUACAAGCAUUACGGGUGAACAAUUGUAACUGUGUUGUCGAAGGCUUUUAUUGGGUUGCUGUGAGUUUUCUGGGCUGUAUAGCCAUGUUCCAGAAGCAUUCUCUUCUGACGUUUCACCCACAUCAAUGGCAGGCAUCCUCAGCAGUUGUGAGGUCUGUUGGAAACUAAGUAAGAGGGGUUUAUAUCUCUGUGGAAUAUGAUGCCCAGGGUGGGAGAAGGAACUCUUGUCCGUUUGAGGCAAGUGUGAAUGUUGCCAUUGGCCACCUUGAUUAGCAUUGAAUGGCCUUGCAGCGUCAAGGACAUUUCAUAGAUAUAUCAACCCCACUCGCCUAGUCUCCAACAGGCCUCACAACCUCUGAGGAUGCCUGCCAUAGAUGUGGGCGAAAUAUCAGGAGAGAAUGCCUCUGGAACAUGGCCAUACAGCCCAGAAAACUCACAACAACCCAGUUGUAACUAUUGGGGGGGGGGGGGGGACAUGUCAAUUCCAGUGCAAAAAAAAAAAAAAAAAAGAACCCUCAUAAUGAAAUAUCUUUUACCUUUAUCAGUUAAUGGCAAUUCUGUGUUUUGGUGAUGCAAACAUGCCUCUACUCCCUCCCAUAAGCUUUGGCAGGUGGUGUGUUGGGAUGAACAGCCGUCUCUCUCUUUCUGCCUUUGUAGGGCUGUGGCAUAAUGUGGGUGAGCAACGUUGGGGGAUCUCGAGGUCUCCUAAGCAUUCAGUAGACCGUGGGUGUUCUCCCCUGCUACCGUAACCAUUUCUCAUCCCUUCCCCUUCCCGCUCUGCUCCCUUGUGUCACUGUGCCUUCUUUGUUAUUUAUUUGUUAAUGGGUAUUUUUGUUGGUUUGUUUUUGAGUCACUGCCAUAAAUCAAAAGCUGAUGAACAAAUCACCGUUGCAUUUCCUUGUGUGGAUGGGCAGUGCAAUGCAGUUUGUAAUGUUUUAAAAAACACUGCACAAAUGUCUGUUUCUCGGGAGGGUGGGAGCUGUAUUUGAUCAUAUCAGUGCUUUACGCCGUCGGAAAUAUUUUAUGUUCCUUUACCUCCGAGCUCUUGAUGCUGCCAAGUCUCCACCAUUUGUACAACAUGCUCAGCACCUCUUUCAUGGACUGACUCCUGCUCUUGUUUGCAAGGUAUCUACACUGUUCUAAAGCAUGCACCUCCUUUCUGUAUAGUUCGAAUCUUCUGAUUUUAUGGAAUAAAACUACUUAUGCCUGUUUGCAUUGCAAUCAAUUAAAAAAGUGAAUUGAAUCCA
Molecule: messenger RNA, 9468 nt
Organism: Anolis carolinensis (green anole)
Lineage: Eukaryota; Metazoa; Chordata; Lepidosauria; Squamata; Anolidae
Gene: nos1
Product: nitric oxide synthase 1
Exons: 30
Coding region: 692-5065 (1457 amino acids)
Biological process (GO): nitric oxide biosynthetic process
Molecular function (GO): FMN binding; nitric-oxide synthase activity; NADP binding
Source: RefSeq, a predicted model, not a curated record